AGCAACCUCAUACCUAUGGAAGCCCAACAUGCCCUGAUCCAUAUAUAUAUAUUUUUUAUUAUAGUAUAAAGUGUAAUUAAUUAAAUCAAUUAGCAUGUUCUUGGAGAAUAUAAGAAUUCAGCAUGCAUAACUGAGGUGAGGUGAACGCUAGUAGUUAAAACUAAACCACAGCUCGAAUUCUCGGUUUCUCGUUCAAGAUGGGCCUUAAGGGAGAGCUGGUGAAGAGUGUCUUCUCGAGAAGCCGCUCGGGAGCUCAAGACAGAGGCAAUGGAAGGAAAAGUAGUGUUGAGAAGAGGAGAUGGAGCUCCGUGAGAUCCUACCUUUGUGGAGAGGAGUUGGAGUUCGACUCGGUGAUAGCGGAGGAAGACUCUGCCUCUGUUAAGAGCUCCGAAGCGACCGUUACACAACCCGUAACAGGUGAUGUUAAUGCAGGAGAGGGCCUUGAAGAUGCCGGAAUAACAAAGGAGGAGAUCCUGCCUCAGCCGCAGCAGCAGCAGCAGAAUUCUAUGUCAAAGCUGUACAACAAAGAAGAUGCAGCCGUCGUUAUCCAGACUGCAUUCCGUCGGUAUCUGGCUCGGAGACUGGACGAAGCAAAGAAGUCGACCAGUGGACACAGGGAUGAUGAGCUUCCCGUGGAGAUGGGAAGUCCAAGAAAGGCGGAGUCCAUUAGCACAUCAAUCGAAGUACAGACGGGGAACUCUAUCGAAGUCCUAUCAGUUCGAGAUGAAAAAUUACUGGUUAUAGGCAACCGGAUGCAGCAUAAGGCUCGAACUACUCAAGUCAUGAAGUCAAAGGAAGACUGGGAUCACAGCACAGUGAACAGCAACAUAUCAAGGAUGAGAGUUCAGCACAGACUCGAAGCACUGACCCGGCGCGAGAGAGCUCUAGCAUAUGCGUUCUCACAACAGCUCAGGGUCUGUUCCAAGAAGAGGCAAACGAAAACAUCCGAUGGCACAGAACCGGACAUGGGUUGGAGCUGGCUGGAGAGGUGGAUGGCGACCCGCGAAAGCUCCAUAGCUGCCGGUCCAGGCAAUCAGAGAUUCAUAGUCGGGAAAAGAUUGCUUGAUCUGGCAGGGGAAGAAAAGGAAAGCUGCGGAUCUAAUGAAGUGUCUGUUCAUUUUGAUUCCGUUUCACUGACAGCAGCAGAAGAUAGAGACUGCUCGAAACCAGGCAUCAACGGGAAUAAAAGCACCAAAAACAUGACAAAUCAUAAAACCUCGCCGGGGCGACAAUCUCGAAAGGUAAGCAAGAAAGAUUCCCGAAAGAACAUGGGAACCGGGAUCGAUAAGAAGCACAAGCAAAAGCUAACGGAAGGGAAGAAUGAGAACGAAUGCAAGGAUGCAUAAUCUUAAAAUAUGCCAUAAGAGUGGCUCCGGCCAUUCAUCCUGCCAGUAACCAAAUAUUCUCCGGCAUAAGUUGCUUGACCCUACAUAAAAUGCAUCAUACCGGUGCAGCUGUUAGUAUA
Molecule: messenger RNA, 1465 nt
Organism: Punica granatum (pomegranate)
Lineage: Eukaryota; Viridiplantae; Streptophyta; Magnoliopsida; Myrtales; Lythraceae
Source: RefSeq, a predicted model, not a curated record